AGAGCCCGUUUUCAGCUCCAAGUUUUGAGUCGCCAAUUCGUAGAGAGCCUCUCCCAUCAAUGGCAGAGACCUUCGCCUUCAAUGCUGACAUCCAGCAGUUGAUGAGUCUGAUUAUCAAUACGUUCUAUUCCAACAAGGAGAUUUUCCUUCGAGAGUUGAUCUCCAAUGCGUCCGAUGCCUUGGACAAGAUCCGUUACGAGUCCAUCACCGACCCGGACAAGAUCGAGGCCCAGCCAAACUUUUUCAUCAAGAUUGUGCCGGACAAGACCAACUCGACUUUGACCAUCGAGGACUCUGGCAUCGGCAUGACCAAGAAUGAACUCAUCAACAACCUGGGCACCAUUGCCAAGUCAGGCACUAAGGCCUUCAUGGAAGCCAUGGCCGCUGGCGGUGACAUCUCCAUGAUUGGCCAAUUCGGCGUCGGCUUCUACAGUGCCUACCUUGUGUCGGACAAGGUUCGUGUUGUCAGCAAGCACAAUGAUGAUGAGCAGUAUAUUUGGGAGUCCGGAGCUGGUGGGUCUUUCACCGUGCAGAAAGACACUGAGCUCGUCCAUGGCGAAAUCAAACGUGGCACGAAGAUCAUUUGCUACCUCAAGGAGGACCAGUCUGAGUUCUUGGAGGAGCGCCGCUUGAAGGACUUGGUGAAGAAGCACUCCGAGUUCAUUGGCUUCCCAAUUGAGCUGUAUGUGGAGAAGAGCAAGGAGAAGGAGGUCACAGACAGCGAGGAUGAAGGUGAAGAG
Durusdinium trenchii is the source of this 740-nucleotide messenger RNA. NCBI's taxonomy places the organism in Eukaryota, Dinophyceae, Suessiales, Symbiodiniaceae. The record is from the annotation of a GenBank genome assembly.